AUUUUUGAAGGGAAUCCUGUGAUAUCUUCUACAUCUAUUAGCAGCAUGUUGAUAAACCCCGCUUUUGAAAAAGCAAUAGCUCUCCAAAAAUGGCAUGAUAGGAAGAAGGCACAACACAAAGAUAUAACUGUACUCCCAAGUUUACUGAUAAAAAAUGCUAAACAAGUGAAGAUUGUGGAUAUCAUAGAUGCUUCGUUUGAUGAUAAAGAGGUCAAAUAUUGUAGAUUUAAUGCAAAAAUCAAAGAUAUAUUAAAUAAAGAUGACCCAUGGUAUUCUUCUUGCAAGAGAUUCUACAAGAAAGUGGACUUUAUAAAUAAUAUUGCAAAAUGUCCCCGUUGUCGCAUAGAAAAAGUUGAUUAUGAGGAAAGAUAUCUUCUAAAGCUUGAGGUGUUUGAUAAGAAAGAGCACUGUUAUGUUACAUUGUUUGAAGCUACAAGAUACUUGCUUGGUUGUGACGCUAAAACGUAUACUGAAUCAAUAUCUCCCAAGAAAGAAGAAUCCACAUUUUACCGUAAAUUGGUGUUGAGUAAGGAAAAGGAAUACACAUUUCUUGUCAAAAUUGAUGCAAGAAACGAAGGAGAUCGGGCUGGACGGCGCCUCAUUGCAGAGGAAAUACAGGAAGUUGAAGAAGCUAUUGCAAUUAACAUAGAAGAUGAAGAUAUAGAAUUGGAAUCACCAAUCAGGAAGACCAAACACAUUGAGGAUGACACUGAUGACAAGAUAACUUAUAAAAGAGUCAAAAUUGAAAAGAAUUAGUGGUGUUUUAUUCUCUAAUAAGUUUAA
Lycium barbarum (goji berry) is the source of this 783-nucleotide messenger RNA. RefSeq lists its product as uncharacterized. The transcript is spliced from 5 exons. Lineage: Eukaryota; Viridiplantae; Streptophyta; Magnoliopsida; Solanales; Solanaceae. The record is from RefSeq and is a predicted model, not a curated record. The coding region runs from base 46 to 756 and encodes 236 amino acids.